AUGGCGCCUUACAUCGAUAUCCAGUUUAAUACUAGAUUCAGUGAAUUAAGUGGAUAUAAUACUAACUACAGUGAAUUUAAUACUACUUUCAGUGAAUUAAGUGAAUAUAAUACUAACUACAGUGAAUUCAGUGAAUAUAAUACUAACUACAGUGGAUUCAGUGAAUAUAAUACUAACUACAGUGAAUUCAGUGAAUAUAAUACUAACUACAGUGAAUUCAGUGAAUAUAACACUAACUACAGUGAAUUUAAUACUACUUUCAGUGAAUUAAGUGAAUAUAAUACCAACUACAGUGAAUAUAAUACUAACUACAGUGAAUUUAAUACUAAAUUCAGUGAAUUAAGUGAAUAUAACACUAACUACAGUGAAUUUAAUACUACUUUCAAUGAAUUAAGUGAAUAUAAUACUAACUACAGUGAAUGUAGUGAAUAUAAUACUAACUACAGUGAAUUUAAUACUAAAUUCAGUGAAUUUAAUACUAACUACAGUGAAUUCAGUGAAUAUAAUAUCACAGUGAAUUCAGUGAAUUUAAUACUACAUUCAGUGAAUUACAGUGUUUCGGUUGCCGAGGUCAUUUCCCAGAAGGGUAAAUAUUUACAUGACUGCACAAAGAAGGAAAAAACGCUAAAGGACAGUCAUAAAGAGGGUAAAAGUCCACACUGA
This is a messenger RNA of Penaeus indicus, 663 nucleotides long. Its product is annotated as probable ATP-dependent RNA helicase ddx42. Bases 1 to 663 code for a protein of 220 amino acids. The transcript is spliced from 3 exons. The record is from RefSeq and is a predicted model, not a curated record. Lineage: Eukaryota; Metazoa; Arthropoda; Malacostraca; Decapoda; Penaeidae.